Messenger RNA from Eupeodes corollae, 939 nucleotides. RefSeq names its product adenylate kinase (gene Ak2). The coding region runs from base 149 to 871 and encodes 240 amino acids. Gene Ontology annotation, cellular component: mitochondrion; cytoplasm. Lineage: Eukaryota; Metazoa; Arthropoda; Insecta; Diptera; Syrphidae. The record is from RefSeq and is a predicted model, not a curated record. The transcript is spliced from 5 exons. Gene Ontology annotation, biological process: ADP biosynthetic process. Gene Ontology annotation, molecular function: AMP kinase activity; ATP binding.
AGCUGUCAGAUGAUAUCAGUGAUGCCGUAUCUGCUUUAUCAUGUGAAUAAGUUUAUAAUUGGACUCUGGACGGGCUCAUUUACUUUCUGAUUAAAGAAAGGUUUGCUUUUGCUUUUGCUUUCGCUGGCGCAACAAAAAAAAUUGAGUAAUGGCUCCUGGAUUAUCAAUACCGCUCAAUCGCUAUGAACCUGAAAAUGUAGGCAUUAAAGCUGUCCUAAUUGGACCUCCAGGAUCUGGCAAGGGAACUCAGGCUCCACUGCUGAAAGAGAAGUUCUGUGUAUGUCACUUAUCAACUGGAGACAUGCUCAGGGCUGAGAUCACCUCAGGCUCAAAGCUAGGAGCUGAUCUCAAGAAAGUCAUGGACCAAGGCAAACUAGUUUCCGACGAGUUAGUUGUGGAUUUGAUAGAUAACAACCUCGACAAACCAGAAUGCAAAAAUGGUUUCCUUCUCGACGGUUUUCCACGUACAGCGAUACAGGCUAAGAAGCUUGACGAGUUGCUGGAGAAGAGGAAAACUGAAUUGGAUGCUGUUGUUGAAUUUGCCAUCGAUGAUAGCUUGCUCGUGAGGAGAAUUACUGGACGUCUUAUUCACACAUCAAGUGGACGAUCCUACCAUGAAGAAUUCCAUCCACCUAAAGUUCCAAUGCGUGACGAUGUUACAGGGGAACCUCUCAUCAAGAGGACAGACGACAACGUAGAGGCUUUGAAAAAAAGACUCGAGUCAUAUCACAAGCAGACUAAGGUACUGAUUGAUUAUUACGCCCAGAAGGGCUUACAUUUCAGAGUAGAUGCUGCCAAGCAGGCCAGUGAUGUGUUUGCCAACAUUGAUAAUAUAUUUCAACGCCAACGCAGCAAACGCGCUGUUUCGUGAUUGCUUUUUAAGACCUUAACAUGUAUUAAAGAAGAAAAAUUAUAGUAAAUUGUUUUGGUUUUGAUAUA